Messenger RNA from Heterocephalus glaber (naked mole-rat), 1509 nucleotides. It is a transcript of the gene Mocs2, whose product is annotated as molybdenum cofactor synthesis 2. The record is from RefSeq and is a predicted model, not a curated record. Gene Ontology annotation, cellular component: molybdopterin synthase complex; cytosol. Gene Ontology annotation, biological process: Mo-molybdopterin cofactor biosynthetic process. Gene Ontology annotation, molecular function: molybdopterin synthase activity. NCBI's taxonomy places the organism in Eukaryota, Metazoa, Chordata, Mammalia, Rodentia, Bathyergidae.
GCGCUCUGGUUCGGGCCGACUCCGCCUCUGCGAUUGUAGUUCGGCCUUGGGGUCGCGGGCGGCAUGGUACCCAGCUGCCAGAUUGAAGUACUGUAUUUUGCAAAAAGUGCUGAAAUAGCAGGAGUUCAUUCAGAGACCAUUUCUGUGCCACAGGAAAUAAAAGCAUUGCAGCUUUGGAAAGAGAUAGAAACUCGACAUCCUGGAUUGGCUGAUAUUAAAAAUCAGGUGAUAUUUGCUGUUCGUCAAGAGUAUGUCGAGCUGGGAGAUCAGCUCCUCCAGCUGCAAGCAGGAGACGAAAUUGCCAUUAUCCCCCCAAUUAGUGGAGGAUAAUGCUUUUCAGCCAUGUAGGAAAAAUAUGGACGAAGUUGAAGAGAAAUCUAAAGACAUAAUAAAAUGCACUGCUGAGAAACUUUCAGUAGAUGAAGUCUCACAGUUGGUGAUUUCUCCAGUGUGUGGUGCAGUGUCCUUAUUUGUAGGGACUACAAGAAAUAACUUUGAAGGGAAAAAAGUCAUUAGUUUAGAAUAUGAAGCAUAUAUACCAAUGGCGGAAAAUGAAAUCAGAAAAAUUUGUAGUGACAUUAGGCAGAAAUGGCCGGUAAAACACAUAGCAGUGUUCCAUAGACUUGGCUUGGUUCCAGUGUCAGAAGCAAGCAUAAUUAUUGCUGUGUCCUCAGCCCACAGGGCUGCGUCUCUAGCAGCUGUGAGUUAUGCCAUUGAUACUUUAAAAGCCAAAGUGCCCAUAUGGAAAAAGGAAAUAUAUGAAGAAUCAUCAUCAUCAUGGAAAAGAAACAAAGAAUGUUUUUGGAAAAGAUAGUUUCCUGAAGCACAAUCUCUUAGGUUUUACCAAUGGAUCAAGUAGAAGAAAAAAGAAGGAAAAAUAAAUGGUUUGGGGGAUCUAAGAACUAGAGAUGGGGAAGAAAUGAGAUCAUUUAACUGUGAGGAAAGAUGUCUGUGGUAGACAUACCCUUCCAUGAUUAAUUUCUAAUUAUGACUCAAUUCAUAUUAAAGUGAGGCCUCUCCUCACUAACUUUAACUGUUUCAGGGAGAACUCUUUGUCUGCUAGCCCCAGUGCAUUGAUAGUGUUAUCAUCAGGGACGCAUUGUAGAAACGUUGGGAGAACUGGAAAGUCACUGUCAGACGAUUUCGCUAUUGUGUUUGCUAUACAUUUUCAGAACUUACAUAUUAAAAAAACCUAACUCCAUGAUUUAAUGAUAAACCUAAAAUAUGGAGACUUCUAAUAUUUUAGUCUAUGAUUGUACCAUCAUACUUGUUGUAUUUUAUUAGUUAUUAUCAGUAGACAAGUCAGCAUAAAAUUGUUAAGAAACUAACAACAUUUUUAUGUUUAACAACAUUUUAAUGUUUCAAAUUUAACAUGACUGUUAAAGGAAAUUAGGGAAAUUAAUAUUAGAGAAAUUACAUGAUUUCUAAAGUAUUUGAGGGUAUUUUUCUGGAUACUAAUGCAACCUUAUCAUUAGUGAAGUCAUUAAAAACUUUUCUGUAAGAUUUUUA